Ipomoea nil (Japanese morning glory) is the source of this 681-nucleotide messenger RNA. Its product is annotated as probable E3 ubiquitin-protein ligase RHY1A. The coding region runs from base 1 to 681 and encodes 226 amino acids. The record is from RefSeq and is a predicted model, not a curated record. NCBI's taxonomy places the organism in Eukaryota, Viridiplantae, Streptophyta, Magnoliopsida, Solanales, Convolvulaceae. The transcript has a single exon.
AUGGCGACAGUAAACUACCGACCACCCAGGAUCAGAUUUUCGUUUGAGUCGACGUUGCGUUCAGGGAGGGAUACGAGAACGAUGAUAAUCCUAGAAAUUGUUUUGAAACACAAAGGCACGAUUUUCUUGAGAGAUCGGCGGCGGGGUGAGAUUGUUGAUUCCUAUGAGAGAAACACCGAUUCGAGCGUUUCUUUUCCUCUUCUCUUGGAUUCUCGUGUUGGGUUGUCCUAUUUCAACAUCGGGGCUUUUAGGGCCCAAGUUUUUGAGCGGAUGCCGGGAUUGGCUCCCUCCAUAGCCAGCGAGCUUUCCCGACAAAUGUUCAUGUACGCGCGACGAGUUUCACUUGCCCGUCUGGCCCUCAAUGACGACAACGGUAUACUGGUGGUCACGGCUCGCGUGGAGAUUGACGAGGAGGAGGAGGAGGGUGAGUCGUCGAACCCGCCAAGGGGUUUGAGUUUGGGUGAGAUUAACGGGUUGAAGCAAGAAGAGUUUAAGAGUAGCGGUGCAGAAGAGGAAUCAUCAUCCUGUUCCAUUUGUUGGGAAGAGUUUUCGGUGGGAGUGAAUAUUACGCCAUUGCCAUGUUCUCACACCUUUCACCAUACCUGCAUUGCUACAUGGUUUGAGAAACAGGCAACCUGCCCGCUUUGCCGAUUCCACAUCACACAACCAUGCUCAUCUUGA